AUGUGUUGCCGGGUAGUGAUAACGUUAAAUAAAUGCAUGAAGCCCAUUCCCGGGGACUUAAAUUAUGCCUGUGUCCACUCGGAAGGAGAGAAAGGAGCUCGGUCGCCCCUAGCUCGACAUAGCGGUGUGAACCAGCUAGGGGGGGUGUUCGUCAGCGGGCGUCCCUUGCCCGAUUCCACCAGGCAGAAAAUCGUCGAACUGGCGCAUUCGGGGGCUCGUCCCUGCGACAUCUCCAGGAUCCUGCAGGUCUCCAACGGAUGUGUGUCCAAGAUCCUUGGCAGAUACUACGAAACCGGCUCUAUCCGACCGCGGGCCAUCGGCGGAUCUAAACCCAGGGUGGCUACCGCGGAAGUCGUCUCCAAAAUCUCCUCCUACAAGAGGGAAUGCCCGUCUAUAUUUGCCUGGGAAAUCAGGGACCGGUUGCUGCAGGAAGGGGUCUGCACCAACGACAACAUACCGAGCGUAUCGUCAAUCAACAGGGUACUCCGCAAUCUAGCCGCUCAAAAGGAACAGGCCUCUACGCCACCAGUGUCGACAGGAAACGACAGUGUCUACGACAAGUUGCGGCUUCUCAACGGUAAUCAGACCAGUUGGAGGCCGACGCCUUGGUACUCACCUGGAAACACUUCCUUCCCUUUGCAACCUCUGAGCCCGCCACCUACGAUCCUUUCUGACGAUCUGAACAACAAGAAAGUUGUAGACCUUGACGGCAUCCACUCCGACGAGACCAAUUCCGGGGACAACUCAAACGCGGGGUCCAGCAUAGGCCCCGACGACGACCAAGCGCGAUUGAGGCUCAAAAGAAAACUGCAAAGAAAUCGGACUUCAUUCACGAACGAUCAAAUCGACAGUCUCGAAAAAGAAUUCGAACGCACACAUUAUCCCGACGUCUUCGCCCGAGAAAGGCUAGCCGCGAAAAUAGGACUUCCCGAGGCGCGCAUCCAAGUGUGGUUCUCCAACAGAAGAGCAAAGUGGCGGCGCGAGGAAAAACUGAGGAAUCAAAGAAGAGGCGCGCCCGGACCUGCAGAACACCCCGGCCCGACGGCUUCGCCCCCGAGACUGCAGGGCUUCAACAACACUUCCAUGUAUUCACCUAUCGCACCGACGAUGUCCAUCGCUGACACCUACAGUACAAUGUCGGGUAUGCCGAGUUUUACCCACGGCGGUUUGGCUUCGAGUAUGGGACCGUCUCCUGGCGCGUGUCUUCAGCAAAGGGAAAGUCCAACCAUGGGCGGUGCAAUGAGUGGAUACUGCAUGGGUAGACCACCUAGUUACGACCUUGGCAUCGGAUACGGUUCCAGACCGUCGCCUUGUAGCCCUUCCCAGCCGUAUCAGAUGAACGGACACCAAUAUAGCACCAAUGGAACAUCUUCAACAGGUUUGAUUUCACCAGGUGUGUCCGUUCCCAUUGCAGUGCCGGGGCAAACCGAUAUGUCAUCUCACCAGUACUGGCCACGAAUACAGUGA
This is a messenger RNA of Anoplophora glabripennis (Asian longhorned beetle), 1467 nucleotides long. It is a transcript of the gene Ey, whose product is annotated as paired box protein Pax-6-like. Lineage: Eukaryota; Metazoa; Arthropoda; Insecta; Coleoptera; Cerambycidae. Bases 1 to 1467 code for a protein of 488 amino acids. The transcript is spliced from 8 exons. Gene Ontology annotation, molecular function: RNA polymerase II cis-regulatory region sequence-specific DNA binding; DNA-binding transcription factor activity, RNA polymerase II-specific. The record is from RefSeq and is a predicted model, not a curated record. Gene Ontology annotation, biological process: anatomical structure development; regulation of transcription by RNA polymerase II.